Theobroma cacao (cacao) is the source of this 626-nucleotide messenger RNA. RefSeq names its product histone-lysine N-methyltransferase ASHR1-like. NCBI's taxonomy places the organism in Eukaryota, Viridiplantae, Streptophyta, Magnoliopsida, Malvales, Malvaceae. Gene Ontology annotation, cellular component: nucleus. The record is from RefSeq and is a predicted model, not a curated record.
GGAAGCUCCCUGGUUUUUCUAUUUUCACUUGCGAAUUCCUAUGAGAAAAGAGUAUUCGUCGUCAUUUCAAUGGAGAAUUUGGAGUUGCAGGAUUUUCCUGAAGCUGAAGGGUUAAGCGUUUCUUAUAUUCUACCGAAAGGGCGUGGUCUCUUCGCAAAGAAAGCUUUCACUCCAGGAGAAGUGAUCAUCAGGGAAGAGCCAUAUGUUAAUGAAUCAGCAAGCCCCUUUCCUGUAUGCAAGGGAUGUUUCGAAUCCCAGGGCCUUUUGAAGUGUUCAGCCUGUCAGUUUGUAUGGUACUGUGGUAGCGAAUGCCAGAGGCUUGAUUGGAGGUUGCAUUGCAUAAGCUUGAAUAUCGUGCCUUCUCAAGGAUUGACUAGGCGUGGCACUAUUUUGUUACACCUGAGAUACGUGUAGUGGCAAAGCUCUACCUCCGGAGAAAGCUACAGAGUGAUGAGGUAAAUGUUUUUUUCCCAAAUUAGGCCUAUUUAUCUACAACCUGCUGUAAUGGUUUGAUGACUCUUUGUACUGAGACUUUGAUUAGUUCGUACUUUAUGGGCAUUAAUGUUGGGUGUAUAUAUCUAUCUAUCUAUAGAGAGAGAGAGGCUUGUUGAUUUUCCAUUGACUUA